GACUUGGGGCGUUGGCAGCGGAGCCAGCCAGCGAGAUUACCAACGAGUUAACUCUUUUUUUCCCCUUGUCUCAGAAAAAAAGAAAGAAAACAGCGAGAGAGAGAGGUGCGCACGUUAACAAUUCCAAUACAAAGCUCUUCCAAGAUUGGGAAGCCUUUGAUGACCUAGGCAAAUUCUCCGAGCUUUCGGAAUAAUCGAUCCGAUUAGUUUCUUUCUUUUUCUGAAUUCUUUUCCGUUUUUGGCUUUGGGAGCUGAACCGCACCAUGUUCUUCGAGAAUAGCCUGCAUUUGGAGAUUUUGUUAGCUUUCUUUGCAAUGUAGGUAGAUUCGAUCGUUGUUCCCCUGAUUUUCUAUCUUUUUUUUUUUGUUUUUGCUUAUUGCGCCAUGCUGCUUUCCGCGUGGUAUGUUGCACUGGAAUCGUGGAGUUUUUGAGGAAUUUGAGCCUGUGAUGAUGCAGUUCUAGGGUUUCCUUUUUGUUUUACGAGUUGAAUGGUGUUUUGGUCGAGAACCUGGUUCGUGGCGUUUUGGGCUUUGGUUUUGCAACCUUGUGAGUCUAGGGCUUUUUAAGAGGAGUUUUGCGUUUAUGAUAAUGAUGGGGUAUGGAUGAAGGCAUCCCUUGUUUUCUUUGUUUCCACGAAUUGAAACACACUGUUGAGUAGCGAAGUGUUUCUUCUUCUUCUUCUUUUUUUCGUUCUGUUUCAAUGGGGGAAAGUUGGAGAUUAGUCUGUGGUAUUGGAUAUAUCUGGGGCUGUGAUUGUUUAAAUGUGUAUUGGGUAGUCUACUCCAAGGCAGCACUUGAUAUCGCAACUUGAAUGGCUGAUCCUCAGAAAAGUGGCAUUGCCGAGAGGGAUAUCGAGCAGGCUAUUACAGCUCUUAAAAAAGGGGCAUGUUUACUAAAGUACGGCCGUAGAGGGAAACCGAAGUUCUGCCCAUUCCGGCUUUCUAAUGAUGAGUCUUUUUUGAUUUGGUACUCAGGCAAAGAAGAGAAACAUGUGAAACUAAGUCAUGUUUCGAGAAUUAUUCCUGGACAGCGUACUGCAAUAUUUCAGAGGUAUCCUCGGCCAGAAAAAGAGUAUCAGUCAUUUUCACUAAUAUGCAGUGACAGAUCCUUGGACUUGAUAUGUAAAGACAAGGAUGAAGCUGAAGUUUGGUUUGUUGGUCUUAAUGCAUUGAUUACUCGAGACAACUACCGCAAGUACAAAAUUGAUGCAACAUGUGAAAAUGGAUCAAUAGAUAGUCCCAAUACUCGUACUCGAAGAAGUUCUCCUUCCAUUACACCAUUUGUCUGUAUCAAUAAUGAUCCGGGAGAUUCUGGAGUUAACUUUGACAAUGUUGCACAAAGUAGAUUGGGAAAGGCCUUUGCAGACAUCAUAACAUAUACUGCAGUCACCAAGCGUCUCAACCAACCUGAUCCAGUUGCCAAUCCUUCAACAUCACCUUGCUCUGUAGAUAACUCCAAUGGUCGAACUUCUGCAACAGAAGCAUUUCGAGUUAGCUUAUCUAGUGCUGUAAGCUCAUCCAGUCAAGGUUCUGGUCAUGAUGAAUUUGAUGCUUUAGGAGAUGUUUUCAUCUGGGGUGAAGGUAUUGGUGGUGGAGUUUUGGGUGGCGGUGUUCAUAGAGUUGGGAGCUCUUUUGAUGCUAAGAUGGAUGCUCUUCUACCCAAGGCAUUGGAAUCUACCGUUGUUCUUGAUGUGAAUAGUAUUGCUUGUGGUAGCAGACAUGCUGUGCUGGUAUCCAGACACGGAGAGAUUUUCAGUUGGGGAGAGGAGGCAGGAGGCAGGCUUGGUCAUGGCGUGGAAAUGGAUGUUUCCCAACCAAAGCUUAUUGAUACUCUUAGUGGCACAAACAUUGAAUUAGUAGCAUGCGGGGAGUAUCAUACUUGUGCAGUCACUUUUUCUGGAGAUCUUUAUACAUGGGGUGAUAGUACUCACAGCUCCUCCCUGCUUGGGCAUGGAAGUGAAGUUAGCCACUGGGUUCCUAAAAAGGUAUGUGGUAUUAUGGAAGGUAUACAUAUAUCAUAUAUCGCUUGUGGACUCUGGCAUACAGCUGUCGUAACCUCAGCUGGUCAGUUAUUUACUUUUGGAGAUGGCUCUUUUGGUGCCUUAGGGCAUGGUGAUCUUAGCAGCACAAGCAUUCCCAGAGAAGUGGAAACUUUGAGAGGGCUUAGGACAAUGAGGGUUGCUUGUGGUGUUUGGCAUACUGCUGCAGUAGUUGAAGUUAUAAAUGAGUUAUGUAGUCCUGAAACAACUGUUAACUCUUCAUCGGGCCAGCUGUUCACCUGGGGAGAUGGAGAUAAAGGGCAACUUGGACAAGAUGAUAAGAAGCCCAGACUUAUUCCUGAAUGUGUAUCUGCUUUGGUUGACAAGAAAAUUCGUCAAGUUGGCUGUGGUCAUACUAUCACAAUUGCUCUUACAACAUCAGGACAAGUAUACACAAUGGGAAGUACUGUUUAUGGGCAGCUGGGCAAUCCUUCAGCCGAUGGAAAAGUUCCUACUCAAGUUGAAGGUAAAAUUGCAGAAACCUUUAUCGAAGAGAUUGCCUGUGGUUCUUAUCACGUUGCAGUAUUGACCUCCAAGACAGAGGUCUAUACUUGGGGAAAGGGUUCAAAUGGGCAAUUAGGCCAUGGAGACAACGAUCACAGAGAUACACCUACUCUUGUUGACUUUCUUAAAGAUAAGCAAGUAAAGAGUCUAGCAUGCGGUUCUAACCUUACAGCUGUUAUUUGUCUUCAUAAAUGGGUUUCUGGUGCCGAUCAUUCUGUAUGCUUUGGUUGUCAUAGUCCUUUUGGAUUCAGAAGAAAACGUCACAAUUGUUACAAUUGUGGAUUAGUCUUUUGCAAAGUAUGCAGCAGUAAGAAAUCUAUGAAAGCUGCCCUGGCUCCCAAUGUUAACAAACCAUAUCGAGUGUGUGAUGAUUGUCAUACCAAACUAAAACAAGCCAUGGAAACAAAUUCUGCACUGCGAAACUCUAAGGUUAGAAAUGGAAAUGCCCGUCGUAAAACCAAUGACGUGGCUGAAAGAGAGAGUCGAGCUCCUAGAUUACAGACAACACUCUCUAGAUUCUCAUCUUUUGGCUCAAUAAAUCAAGCUGAAAGCUUGCAUUCCAAGAACGAGAAUCAAUUCGAAUCCAAUAUUGGCCGUGUCUUUCCUCCUCUUAAUGGAGCUACUCUAAGAGAUUUUGAUUUUUCUACAGCAUCAAAUUCUCUGGUUGGAGGUCCAAAGAAAGUUAUAUCAGCUUCUGUUCCUGUCUCCAGAUUGAUGUCACGAGCAACAUCUCCUGCUUCUGGAAAGUUAAGCCCACCUUGGUCUUCUGAAGAAACAGAUUUGAAGCGUACAAAUAAUAUUUUAAGCCAAGAAAUUUUAAUGUUGAGGGCACAGGUAGAAGAUCUUUCUUGCAAAUCUCAAAAUCUUGAGGUUAAAUUGGAGCAAACAACAAAACAAUUGGAGGAGGUGACUACAAUAGCAGUAGAUGAAGUGGAAAAGUGCAAAUCUGCGAAGAACAUUAUAAAAUCUUUAACUGCUCAGUUGAAAGACAUCGCUGAAAGAUUUCCAGAAGUACAUAAAGUGAGCUCUAUUACAGACUUAAAUGCUGGAGGCACCGCCAAAUUUUCAAACGACUUAUCAACUAAGACCACUGCGUCAAACACUAAUACUCCUGAAAGAGAGUACAAUGGCGUUGUUAUUAAUCGAAACUCCCCUAAUGGAUCUAAAUCACAAACUGGAAAAGCAGAGUGGGUGGUACAAGAUGAACCUGGUGUUUACAUAACUUUAUCCUCUUUGCCAAGCGGGGGUAAUGAACUCCGGCGGGUUCGGUUCAGUCGAAAACAUUUCACUGAGGAGCAAGCUGAAAAUUGGUGGACUGAAAAUGGGGCUAGAGUAUGUGAAAGAAACAACGUACGAAGUACAGAGUAAUGUGCUGCUAGCAUGGUGAAAAAGAGAAAAAAGCAAGACGAUAUGACUAUUUGGUAUAAUUUCUCCCUGGAAACUGUAAAUUUUCCCCCUUAAUCUUCCAGUGGAGUUCACCUGAAGAAGCUGGGAUCAGAACCUAGCUAUUAGAUGGUACUUUCAGAAUAUCCAGUGUAGGAGGUAAUGUUUUUCAAAGGAACAGAGAAUGUAAAGAUGAAAAAUUCUUUUUUGACGAAUUUAGAGUCUAUUUUCCUUUUAUUUUAAUCCUCUAACGAGAUUCUGCUUGUCAUUGUUGGUAGUCUGUAGCGUUGCCUUUUUUUAACUUUUGAAAUAUCCAGUUUAGUACUCAACAAUUAUCAAAAUUUUCAGUUUAUCUUU
This is a messenger RNA of Humulus lupulus (European hop), 4282 nucleotides long. Its product is annotated as PH, RCC1 and FYVE domains-containing protein 1-like. Bases 812 to 3910 code for a protein of 1032 amino acids. Gene Ontology annotation, molecular function: metal ion binding. Lineage: Eukaryota; Viridiplantae; Streptophyta; Magnoliopsida; Rosales; Cannabaceae. The transcript is spliced from 9 exons. The record is from RefSeq and is a predicted model, not a curated record.